AUGCCAUUGGAUUGGCUUAAUACCGAACCGUCAAACGAAACGGUAGCUCUGUCCAUGAUCAAAUUACCAGCUGCCGUGGACUGCAGCGAUGCCUCCUUUGGCGGCACUGUCAUCACAAACCCCGGAGGUCCGGGCAGUUCUGGUGUUCGCCACGUCCUUAAAAACGGCCGCUACAUGCAAACCAUGAUGGAUGGCGAGAAGCACUUUGAGAUCAUGUCCUUUGACCCAAGGGGCGUGGCACAUAGCAAACCAGCCGCAGAUUGCUACGCCAGCGAGCCCGCGCGAACAGCCGCCGCCUGGCAGAGUCGAGGCUUCACCAAUUUCGACGCCUCUGCCGAGAAUCUCAAGUACCAAAAGGCAUUCGCGGCUGCGCGAGGCCUUCAAUGUGCAAAGCCCGGCCCCCACGGCUACGCCAUUCAAGAGUACAUGGCUACGGCGUCGGUUGCUCGCGACAUGGUCCGCAUCAUCGAUGAGAUUGAAAGCCUACGUCAGAAAACACUGGCACAAAAGCUCCAACACGAAGCUCAAAAGCCCGUGACCAGCAAGCCUGCUAAUGUGGCGAGACUGCAAUACUACGGGACUUCGUAUGGCACCUUUCUCGGAAACACCUUCAUGUCCAUGUUUCCAGGGCGCGUGAAGCGCAUGGUUCUCGAUGGGGUGAUAGUUCCAGAGGACUGGGUUGCGGCGGACUGGCACAAUUCCCUUCUGGAUAGCGAGAAAGCGCUCGAAUACUUCUACCGCUCGUGCUUUGAAGCCACGGCCAAGUGUCCCUUGACCAAGUCAUCCGACCAUUCUUGGCAUUCAAUACGGGACAGAGUGCGUACAUUGCUUGGCGAGCUGGAGGCCAGCCCGAGACCGGUCCUGACACAAGGGGGAACAGAAGCCAUCAUCACAGCUGGCAUGGUUCGCUCGUCCAUCUUCAACGCGCUCUACCAACCCGUCGACAAGUUUGAACCGCUGGCCGAGUCACUGGCGAGUGCAUUACAAGGCAACUACACCUUACUUGUUCAAAACACGGGCCUCGGCCACCCGGCGGAUGGAUGUACCCCCAAGAAGCCAGGUGAAUACAACUGGCUUGGUCUCUCGUCCUCGGCGGUAGUAUGCGGUGACGCUCAAGACGUGACGCAUCACGAUGAGCGCUACUGGCAGGGCUACUUCGAAAAGCUGGGAGACCGAUCUCCGGAAUUCGGACACCAUGUUGCCAAAAUACCCUUCACGUGCUCCGGAUGGAAGAGCAGGCCGAAAUACAGAUUCACCGGGCCAUUUUCGUCCCCGCAAGCAGAUACCAGCGACAAACAGGAACGACCCUCCGCGCCGGCUCUGUUGUUAUCUAGCUGGAUCGACCCUAUCACGCCGCUCCAGAACGCGCACAGGGUGUCAAAGAGCCACCCGGGGUCCAGGGUCUUGUCACAAAGGGUGGUGCGGACGUACAUGGCCACUGGUGCACUUCCGGAUGAAGGCGCGCAGUGCGAGCCGGAUUGUGUGCCCUGGGAGCAGUGUGAUGACGAGAGAACGUCGCUGCCGCGGUGA
Messenger RNA from Metarhizium brunneum ARSEF 3297, 1530 nucleotides. Lineage: Eukaryota; Fungi; Ascomycota; Sordariomycetes; Hypocreales; Clavicipitaceae. The record is from RefSeq and is a predicted model, not a curated record.